CAAAUCAACUUCAAUUUAAUCAGAAUGGUCCCACCUUCUGCAGUUACCGAGUCUUCAAGACAACCAAUUCCUUCAACUUCUGCAAAACUACUUGGUCCACCUCCUUCACAAUCAUCAUUUCAAACACUUUUAAGAGAAGAAACUUUUCGAAACCCUUCAAAACGAGCCACUGGAAAUCCAGCGAUUCAUAAACUUGUGGCUCCUCAUAUCGAAAGUUUUAAUACUCUCUUUGAAGCUCCAGAUGGUUCACCAGGUUUACUUACAUUAGGUGUAGCUGAUAUACCAUCAAAAGUCGUAUUUGAUUCACCUCCAGAGAAUAGCGACACACCACGUAACAGGCUAGAAUUCAAGAUUGUAGAAGUUUUGGUGUCAAAUCCUAUGGCUAUUGAAAAAGGAACAGGUCGAGAUCGAAUUUAUCCAUCAGAGGCUCGAGAGCGUAUGGCCACCUAUGCGGGUAAAAUUUCAGCCAAAGUCAGUUGGUCACUCAAUAAUGGUCCUCCGAAUCAUGAACAUCGUGAAUUUGGUCAACUACCUAUCAUGCUCAAAUCAGAAAAAUGCAAUUUGAAACAAAUGACACCUCGACAGUUGAUUGAUCAUCAUGAAGAAUCGGAAGAAAUGGGUGGUUAUUUCCUCGUCAAUGGAAAUGAACGUUUGAUUCGUUUUCUUAUAGUACCAAGACGUAAUCAUGCUAUAGCCCUUAUUCGACCUUCAUUUUGCAAUCGUGGAAAUUUCUAUACUCCUUUUGCUUGUCAAAUGAGAUGUGUUAGACCUGAUCAAUCUAGUCAAACCGUCACUUUACAUUAUCUUUCAAAUGGAAAUGUGACGUUUAGAUUCAGUUGGAGAAAGAAUGAAUACUUAAUUCCAGUGGUGAUGCUCUUGAAAGCUUUGAUUGGUGCAAGUGAUCAAGAAAUCUUUGCUGGUUUGGCUCAAAAUGCAUUUGAUGAUACGUUUCGUACCGAUCGAAUCGAAUUACUUCUUCGUAGUUUUAAAAAUUAUCAUCUACCUACUUCGGCACUUUGUUUACACUUUCUUGGUAGUAAAUUUCGAAUCGUUUUGAAUUGUCCUGAUGAUUGGAGUGAUGAAAGGGUGGGUCGAUUCUUGUUGGAUCGAGUUGUACUCGUACACCUCAACAAUGCUACUAGCAAAUAUCGUCUUCUAUUGUUUAUGAUCCAAAAGCUCUACGCUCUGGUCGGAGGCGAGUGUUGCGCGGAUAAUCCUGAUUCACCUCAACAUCAAGAAAUCCUUAUGCCUGGUCACUUACUCUCAUCAAUCUUAAAGGAGCGUUUCGAAGAAUAUAUCGGAGGAAUUCGUAAUCAAAUGGCUUCUGAUGUUCGAAGAGGUGUGGCUAGCGCCAACUUUCGUGAUCCGAAAUAUGUUCAAAAGACAAUGGCACGUGUAGACUGUGAUGCUGGGAAACGGAUUACGUAUUUCCUUGCUACUGGUAACUUGGUCUCACCUACAGGUUUAGAUUUACAACAAAUGAGUGGGUUUACCUUGAUUGCAGAGAAAUUGAAUUUCUAUCGGUAUAUUUCACAUUUCAGAUGUGUGCAUCGUGGUGCAUUCUUUGCCGAGUUGAAAACUACCACGGUUCGAAAACUGUUACCUGAAGCUUGGGGAUUUCUUUGUCCUGUACACACACCUGAUGGUUCUCCUUGUGGAUUGUUGAAUCACUUUGCUCACCAAUGUCAAAUUCUGAGCUCUCCCUCACCAUCUUCUCAUGUUCCAGCUCUAUUGACGUCACUUGGAAUGAGUCAGCCCUUUGAUUCAGCAGUAGAUGUUAAAAAUUAUGUUUGUGUUCAACUCGAUGGUGAAGUAAUUGGUUGGGCAUCAUUAUCUUUAUGUUUCAAAAUGGCAACUGCUCUACGGUUAUGGAAGACGGAGGGCUUAGAAAAGAUCCCACCUGGUUUAGAAGUCGGAUUUGUACCUCGAGUCACUGGCGGACAGUAUCCUGGACUUUUUCUUUUCUCUACACCUGCACGAAUGAUGAGACCAGUUCAACUGAUCUCGAAUGGCAAGACAGAGCUUAUCGGACCUUUCGAACAGGUAUACCUUGAUAUAGCUUGUACCGAAUCAGAAAUCGAAAAAGGAAUCAGUACACAUGUUGAAAUCUCACCUACUCAUAUUUUAUCUCUAUUGGCCAACCUUACACCUUUUUCCGAUUUCAAUCAAUCUCCACGUAACAUGUAUCAAUGUCAGAUGAGUAAACAGACGAUGGGUACACCAUCUUCAGCAUUCAAUCAUCGAACAGACAAUAAACUUUAUCGACUUCAAACUGGUCAAACACCCAUUGUACGACCUGCUUUACAUGAUCAUUAUCAUAUGGAUCAUUUCCCUAAUGGAACGAAUGCAGUUGUAGCUGUGAUUUCUUAUACUGGAUAUGAUAUGGAAGAUGCGAUGAUUUUAAAUAAAUCAGGACAUGAAAGAGGAUUUGGACAUGGAACGAUUUAUAAAUCACAGAUUGUAGAUUUACAACCUGAUCGAGGACGUGGUUCAUCAGAAAGACAUUUCGGAUUAGGAGAUGAUCAUAAAUUAAAAGACAUGGCACAACAUUUAGGAGCUGAUGGGAUUGCUAUGAUUGGUAGUCGAUUGAAACGUGGUGAUCCGUUAUGUGCUUAUGUGGAUCGAGUGACUGGUAAAGGUGGUUGGGAAAAAUAUAAAGGUGAUGAAGAAGCAUUCGUUGAAGAGAUUCGAUUGAUUGGAAAUGAUUCUAGUACAACAGAAUGUACAAAGAUUCAUUUUAAACUUAGGAUACCUAGAUCACCUGUGAUUGGAGAUAAGUUUUCAUCACGACAUGGACAAAAAGGAGUGUGUUCACAAAAAUGGCCAGCUGUUGAUAUGCCAUUUACUGAAUCAGGUAUGCAACCUGAUGUGAUCAUCAAUCCUCAUGCUUUUCCUUCUCGUAUGACGAUUGGUAUGUUUGUGGAAAGUCUUGCUGGUAAGGCUGGUGCUAUGCAUGGGAUCGCACAAGAUGCUACUCCUUUUAGGUUUAAUGAAAAAGAUACACCAUCUGAAUACUUUGGUACUCAACUUUUAGCAUCUGGAUUUAAUUAUCAUGGAAAUGAACCGAUGUAUAGUGGGAUCACUGGAGAAGAAUUCGUGGCGGAUAUUUAUAUCGGAUUGGUUUAUUAUCAAAGAUUAAGACAUAUGGUGGGAGAUAAAUGGCAGGUUAGAACGACUGGACAAGUUGAGAAGACGACACAUCAACCUAUCAAGGGUAGGAAACGUGGAGGAGGCAUCCGAUUUGGAGAAAUGGAACGUGAUGCAUUAUUAGCACAUGGAACAUCCUUCUUAUUACAAGACAGAUUGAUGAAUUGUUCGGAUUAUUCAACAGCAUGGAUUUGUAGAAAGUGUGGAAUAUUAAGUUCGAUUGGAUAUGAGAAUCGAUUACAAGAAGAACUUGAAGGGAUCGAUCAAGGAGGGAUAGGUCUUCAACCUGAUAGUUAUUCAAACUUGAUGAAAGUUAAUGGACCUAAAGGUGAGUUUUGUAGGUUUUGUAGAGGAUCGGAAGAUGGAUUGGGGAAUCAGAUGGGAAUGGGAUUAGAAGGCAUUGUGAAGGGAUUGGAAAGUCAUAUGGAUGUGAUUGAGAUUCCAUUUGUUUUCCGUUAUUUGAUUGCUGAACUUAUGGCAAUGGGAAUCAAGAUUGCAUUAAAAGUGGAAACAUCAGGUUAAAAAGAUCCUAAAUUUAAUAGAUCAACAUUCAUAACUAAAAGGGAAGAGAUCUUUAUUUCAAAGGUUCAAGAUUUAUGAAGGAUUACAAGAUUUUCUUGGUUUUUGUUUUGUUGGUUUUGUUAUUGUUCAAUUUGUUUAACGGAUCGCAAUUGAUUUUUUUGGUGAUAUGAAUGUGAUGUUUUGAUGGCUUAUAAGGGAACAUAUAAUCAAAUAAGGAUCCGUACUACC
This is a messenger RNA of Melampsora larici-populina 98AG31, 3897 nucleotides long. RefSeq lists its product as uncharacterized. The record is from RefSeq and is a predicted model, not a curated record. The coding region runs from base 25 to 3669 and encodes 1214 amino acids. Gene Ontology annotation, biological process: DNA-templated transcription. Gene Ontology annotation, molecular function: DNA binding; ribonucleoside binding; DNA-directed RNA polymerase activity. NCBI's taxonomy places the organism in Eukaryota, Fungi, Basidiomycota, Pucciniomycetes, Pucciniales, Melampsoraceae. The transcript has 11 exons. Gene Ontology annotation, cellular component: RNA polymerase I complex; nucleus.